GACCGGCGCAGGGGCUGUGGAGGAGGUCGGACCGGUGCGAUGAUGACGGGGAAAUCAGUGAAAGACGUUGACAGAUACCAGACUGUCCUCACCUCGCUGCUGGCGCGGGAGGAGAAUAAAUUCUGCGCCGACUGCGACUCCAAAGGUCCAAGAUGGGCGUCCUGGAAUUUGGGCAUUUUUAUCUGCAUCCGCUGUGCCGGUAUCCAUCGAAAUCUGGGUGUUCACAUCUCCAAGGUCAAGUCCGUCAACCUGGAUCAAUGGACGCAGGAGCAGGUCCAGUGUGUUCAGGAGAUGGGAAAUGCGAAGGCCAAACGUCUCUAUGAGGCUUUCUUACCUGAGUGCUUCCAGCGCCCUGAGACAGACCAGUCUGCAGAGAUCUUCAUCAGGGACAAGUAUGAUAAGAAGAAGUACAUGGAUAAGGUCAUUGACAUCCAGAUGCUCAGAAAAGAAAAAAGCUGCGACAAUAUACCCAAGGAACCGGUCGUGUUUGAGAAGAUGAAAUUGAAAAAAGACAUCAGCCCGAAGACAGUUUGCCAGUCUGUUACAGACCUGCUUGGACUAGAUGCCCCUGCACCAAGUCCUGCAGUGUCUAAUGGUGGAGGAUGUGUUCCAGACAGUAACACAACACAGAGCCCAGCGGUGUCUAAUCCACCUCUGGCACACUCUGCCCUGGAUCUCUUUAGCUCUCUGCCAACACCCUCCUCUGUUUCCUCCACUAAAACAACGCCUGUUUCCAGUUCUAUGCCUCAGAGCAGAGUGACUGCCUCUGUGCCUGAAAACCUCAGUCUGUUCCUGGAUCCAGCUCCCAGAGCAGAGGAGGGCACCGUCAAGAAGCUGUCCAAGGACUCUAUUCUCUCCCUGUAUGCUUCCACUCCCUCAGUGCACGCCAGCAGUAUGACUGCUCCUGCAGGCUUGUACAUGAACCAAAUGGGAUAUCCGACACACCCGUACGGUUCCUACCAUUCUUUAGCCCAGGCAGCUGGAAUGGGAGGUGCCAUGGUGACAUCACAAAUGGCGAUGAUGGGACAGCAACAGAGCAGCAUGAUGGGGGUUCAACAAAAUAGUAUGAUUGGAGUGCAACAGAAUGGCAUGAUGGGUGCCCAGGGUGUCAUGGCUCAGCCUAGCAGCAUUUUGACGUCACCCUACAUGACGGGGAUGACCCAGGGUAUGAUGGGACAGCAGCAGAGUGGGAUGAUGGGACAGCAACAAAAUGGGAUGAUGGGACAGCAACAAAAUGGGAUGAUGGGACAGCAACAAAAUGGGAUGAUGGGACAGCAACAGAAUGGCAUUAUGGGACAGCAGCAGAGUGGGAAGAUGGGACAGCAGCAGAGUGGGAUGAUGGGACAGCAGCAGGUUGGAGGGUUAACCACAUUACCACACCAGCAGGUGUACGGAGUGCAGCAAACCCAGCAGCUACAGUGGAACAUUGCCCAGAUGACUCAGCACAUGGCCGGCAUGAAUCUCUACAACACCAACGACAUGAUGGGAUACAGCAGCCAACACAUGGGAGGUACAACAACUCAGAGUUCAGUGCACAUGACAGCACACAUCUGGAAAUGAACAGAACUUGUACCAAUGACCAACAAAACAGAGGGGGAAAUGAGUAGUGGGAAUAUGUGGAUUAGACUCUCCAUAAGACAUUUUCUGAUGCAAGGGUGGAAGAAGAGGAGGAGAAACGUGUGAAGGAUGUUGGGGAAACCACUUCUACCUCUCUUUCUCUCUCCUCUCCGCCCAUGCUUACUCUCUUCUUGUCUCAUCAAUGGCCAUGUUUUGCAGAUUUCCAUGCUUGCCUUCAGAACAUUUUGGUAUGUCGACCAAGACAAUAGGGUUCAGUGAUCAGUGGUUAGGGCUACACAUAUUCUUUUGUAACUUUAGCCCGGAUGUCAGCGUGUUCACAUGCAUGUACACAUCUGCUGGAUGUGGGUGUCUAGCCUACCGUCUGCUCAACUUUAAAGAAAAGUUUGGUUUUUGGAGGAUGUCACGAAUUUUCUUUAUUAACUACAGUCCAAAAUACACACGGAUGUAUUUACUGUCUCUUAAUGUGUGUAGUUUAAGGGUAUGUCGAAAAAUUAGGUUAGCCUAGCUUAGCUUCACUGGUUGAUGUGCUCAAAUACUGAUAUUUAUUGGAACUAGUAGUAUUUUCUCUAAAAGGAGGGAAAUAUUUCCUGUUGCAAAAUUGAGGUAUUAAACAGGGUGAGUUUUACCAUAAGGGAUUGUUAUUAGGGCCCAGAUUUUGCACAGAUGUAGACAAAAGCUUUGUCCAGCUAUUUUCUUUAUUUCCAGCUGACCCAUUUUUAAAUGAGAACCUCAAAAGGGAUCUUAAAUGCAUUUGAUGGCUACAUAUGUGAUAUCAUUGCAAACGGUAUCAGACAAAAAGCCUUCAUCUAGGCAAUUUGAAAUUUUAUGUAGGCUAAGGAGAUAUCAGAACUUUCAUUCUAAGGUUACUGUUUGCGUAAUUAUUUUAUAUACAGUAGUUAAAUAAGCAAGAUGUUAAGAGGUUAAUUAGUGUUUUGUUAUUCAUAUUUUCAUACAGGGUCAUUUUGACAGUACUCAAGGAAAGAUUUUAGGAAAGACUUUGCGACGUGUUAUGUUAAGCAAUGCACGCUAUUUUUAAUAAUGCAUUUGGCUGGAGUCGCUAAAUGAAAGCUUCAGGUUAAGCUAACAGGUUUUAGCUGCAGCAAUAUUUGUAUUUACAGUUUUUUUUCAUUCAGCUCAAUCAUAUAGGUUUUUAUAAAAAGGAAUUUUAGUGGAGAUUCAUUUUCAAGUUAUAUUUCCCCUCUUCUGAGAAGAACAGCUAUUAUUUAGUCAAAUAUAAUAAUCUAGGAAGUAAGAUCGGUUAGGUAAUUAUUGGUUUGGCAAUGAUUGGCGAGGCAAUUCAGCUAGGCUAAUUACCCCAAUCAUCAUACCAUUAAACUGCACAAUUAAAAGAGACUUGCUCUGUGUUAAGUUAGUAACAACAUUUGUAAAAACCCAGAAAAAACAAUGCAUCCCUUAAGUGGUCCUCCCCAUCCAACAAUAGUAGAAUAUUAGAAAUCCCCUGAUACGUUGAUUUCCUAGAUUUCCACUGUCUCAGCUGCAGAAACCUACCUAAACAGCCCAAAGUAAUGAUGUCUGCUACUCAAUUUACAGACAGCUUCUUCUAGAAUCCAUAAAGGGGAUUUUGGUAGACCAAAGAUCAAUGCUUUAUUACUGUUGUACAGUGUUCUCAUAUGCUUUACUGUACAGCCACUUAACUAGUGAUUACUAGACAAAUCAAUUCAGCUGUUCUUUCAUAAAGUGUUGGGUUAUAACUGCAAUUCACUGUGCUUUUUCCUCGGAAGGGAUAAAAAAACUUAAAACAGUCACUUGCAUGCAAUUUUAUCAUGUGAGCGCUCACCAACCUCAAGUUAACAAUCUACCUUGUGCAAUAGAGGCCUCAAAUAAUGUUGAAUGUCGAAGAGAGGUCGGGAUGAGAAAAACUUAAAGGCACAGAUCAGUCGUGUUUCAGAUGCUUCCACUGAAUUGCAUGAGGAGAAUGUUUAUCUAGCUCUGAUUGUAUGUACCGUGUGUUUACAAUGAUGUCCGAAUGUGUCUCUGGAAUGUGUCCUCUCUGCUGUACAUGUCCAUCAGUGUGUGACCAAGAAAAUAUCGAUGAUUGUGUGUCCUGAAUGUACCUGACUAAUUCUGAAAAACAAACGUAUUUUUUAUUUUUCUGUGACUCUUGUCUGGCAACACACACUUGUGUCCUUUGAAUGUUCUGUGGUCAGCAGCGUCAACAAUCGUUCAGUUCAUCAGCGUUUCUCAAUAAAUGUCUUUAGGAGCAAACUGUGACCAAGGCAAACACAUUUUCAGGUCAUUCUGAUGUGUUUACAAUUUGGCCAAACCACAUUGAGAAGCGAAAAACAUUGUGCGAGAGAGGUGACAGAAAAAUGACUAACCCUCUCUCCCACACAAGUCCACACAAGCAUCUCUCAGAUCUGAAUGUUUUUAGAUACGUUCAUUCUUAUACUUGCAUGAAGCCAUUACUGUAAAUAUUAUCAGUCUUUCUGAAGCACUUUGUUGUUAAGUUGCCUCUUUUGAAGUGAGGGGUAAAAAAUGCAAAAGGCGCCACUAUAGGGGACAAACAAAUGAACGUAUUCUGGCAUAAUAGGAUUCUUGUAACUGCUGCCAACAGCAGUCCAGCCUGCACCACUCGGAAACUCUUCACAUUUUGCAGCUGCACUUUGGUGGCUGCAGAGACAACAGUGUGACGGCAGCUGUCACCUUUGCUGAGGCCAGGAUAUUACCGUAAGAGGAAAGUGUUGGCUCUGCUCUGCAUAAGCACAUUUGCAGGUUGGCGAUGACAGUGUUUCUGGAAAAAGGAGUGAAAAUCCAUCCUUGUGGGCGAUAAGGCUUCACCUGCAGCCGUCUCAUUUGUUUUAACUUUAGGUUGCUUGAAAUAGUUCCUUUUUUUUUUUGCUUGGUAUAUUUUCUGUCUAAUAAAAGCAAAUAAAGGAAUGUAUCUUUUUAUGUACAUGUCAAUCAAGAUAUUGUACUUUAUUCCUUAUUAUGUUAUGUUCUAUUAUGUUCUUAAAUAAGAUUGAUGAACAUGUACAGUAUAUAGUAUGUCUACAUUUUUUUCAUAGACUGCUCCUUUUGAUUUCAUG
This is a messenger RNA of Paralichthys olivaceus (Japanese flounder), 4625 nucleotides long. It is a transcript of the gene smap2, whose product is annotated as small ArfGAP2. NCBI's taxonomy places the organism in Eukaryota, Metazoa, Chordata, Actinopteri, Pleuronectiformes, Paralichthyidae. The record is from RefSeq and is a predicted model, not a curated record. Gene Ontology annotation, cellular component: cytoplasm. Gene Ontology annotation, molecular function: GTPase activator activity.